Molecule: messenger RNA, 3348 nt
Organism: Pelodiscus sinensis (Chinese soft-shelled turtle)
Lineage: Eukaryota; Metazoa; Chordata; Testudines; Trionychidae
Gene: GABRR3
Product: gamma-aminobutyric acid type A receptor subunit rho3
Biological process (GO): monoatomic ion transmembrane transport
Cellular component (GO): membrane
Molecular function (GO): extracellular ligand-gated monoatomic ion channel activity; transmembrane signaling receptor activity
Source: RefSeq, a predicted model, not a curated record
CCUUUUGUCUGCAUUUGCUUUAUCACUCACUCAGUAAACUGUCAUUCGACUAAGAACCUAUCCUGAAAGAGUGGAAGAAAUGGAGCAAACUGAGAAUCAACAAAAUAAGUGGUUAUAUUUACUAAAUUUCUAAAGGCAAACUGCAGCUGCUUGGAAGCAGGUACCCUAGCCUAGUAUGUGGAUUUUAAGGAAUUUUUGCAGUUUGCUAGAAUAAAAGGAGAGCUCAGAGAGGAAAGCAAAACUGGGAUACCUUUGUCUUCUGUUUUCAGUGAUGCCUCGUUAUACUUGCAUCCUCUUUAUGGUAUGCUGUCUCCUAAAUAACUGGAGCACUAAAAGUGAAAGAUCAUUGAGGUGGAUUGGUUGAAUCCACUGCAUUGUCUGUUUCGAUAGACAUGGUCCUGGUAAUAAAACUGCUGCUCCUCGCCUGCCUCUGGCCAACAGUUGUGCUAACCAGUGUCAGUUCUCAAAGUGAUCAUCAUCAUCAUCGUUUUCUUCAUCAUCAGCAGCAGCAGCAGCAGAAAUGCUCACCCAUGAAGAAGCAUAACAGCAAACGAGAAAUUAAAAUGAGGAAAUUAGACAGCACCAAAGUACGCCCUCUAAAGUCUGAGCAGCUUCUCCGCAUAGAGGACCAUGACUUUGCAAUGAGACCUGGAUUUGGAGGAUCACCAAUACCAGUGGGCAUUGAUGUGCAGGUUGAAAGUAUUGACAGCAUUUCAGAAGUUGACAUGGACUUCACAAUGACCUUAUAUCUCCGACAUUACUGGAAGGAUGAGAGGCUUUCAUUUCCUAGUACCAAAAAUAGAAGCAUGACCUUUGAUGGAAGACUGAUAAAAAAGAUCUGGGUACCUGAUGUAUUUUUUGUUCACUCCAAAAGAUCUUUCAUUCAUGAUACUACCAUGGAGAAUGUGAUGCUCCGCGUGUACCCUGAUGGCAAUGUACUCUUCAGCCUGCGGAUUACAGUUUCUGCCAUGUGUUUCAUGGAUUUCAGCAGGUUCCCUCUGGACACUCAGAACUGUUCUCUAGAACUGGAAAGUUAUGCUUAUAAUGAAGAUGAUCUGAUGCUGUACUGGAAACAUGGGAAUGAGUCACUGAGUAUAGAUGAGCACAUCUCCCUUUCCCAGUUCUUCAUUGAAGAGUUCAGUGCUUCUAGUGGCCUAGCUUUCUACAGCAGUACAGGCUGGUACAACCGCCUUUUUAUAAACUUCGCCCUGCGAAGGCAUAUUUUCUUUUUUGUGCUACAAUCCUAUUUCCCAGCUAUGCUGAUGGUGAUGCUGUCAUGGGUUUCGUUUUGGAUUGACAGAAGAGCUGUUCCUGCAAGGGUAUCAUUGGGAAUAACUACUGUGCUGACCAUGUCAACCAUAAUCACAGGAGUAAGUGCCUCCAUGCCUCAGGUGUCUUACAUAAAAGCGGUGGAUGUAUACUUAUGGAUCAGUUUUCUUUUUGUCUUCCUGUCUGUCAUCGAAUAUGCAGCUGUGAAUUAUCUUACCACAGCAGAAGAGAGAAAACAACUCAAAAAGAGAGGGAAGGUUUCAGGAAUGUAUAACAUUGAUGCAGUACAAGCAAUGGCCUUUGAUGGCUGCUAUCAUGACAGUGAAGCUGACAUUGACAUGACCACCUUUACAGUCCACUCUGAAGAGAGCUCAGCCCGGGGACGGGCAGCCAGCAUCCCCAACCUGGAUGCAACCCGUGUAAAAAGAAAAAGAUCCUUGAAAGGAAAUGUGGGCAGGAUUAUUUUGCAGAAUAAUCACGUCAUUGACACGUAUUCAAGGAUUAUAUUUCCCACUGUGUACAUUGUAUUCAACUUUUUUUACUGGGGUUUGUAUGUAUGAAAAGAAAUUACUGUAAUCUAUGCACUAUUUUGCAUGUAAGGCUAACAGAAUCUGUUUUUUUUUUAAAGUAACAGCAAUAGAAGAAAUGUUUACAAUUUUCUUAAAUUGAUUCAGACAUCAGUCAAGGGGAUAUUGUUCUGGUGACAGAAAAGUUAUGAAUUAAAAACCCAAAUAGUUCUGGUUUCUUCACGUUCUGUAAGUUUUACUUCUGAAUGUUAAGGUGGUUUUUAACUGGACCACUCAGUGCUUUACUAUAGUAGCUUCAUACCCAAGCAACUUCCACAGUUGCACAGGAAUUUCCAUAUCAAAAGACCUUGCAUCACACUGCUUAAACAGUCAUUACUGUCAGCCCCAGUAAAAGAGAUGUAAAUGUAUAAUCUAGCAUGCUGUAACAUUCCUCCCUACUCUGCAACUCUGUUCUUCCCAAUCUGUGACCCAGGUAAGUAUGAUACAGGCACUUUAAGAAUUCUUCUCCAAAUGUUUCUUCUCUGUCUUAGCUUGCUGCAUUCCUGUUGUGCUAACCAGUUUACUAUAUUCAUCAGUAGCCUUUGGGCUUGGAUGGAGGCUUGUGGGCAGGGGGGACGAUGUGAGAGAAAUGAAUUGGAGACCAGCCAUAGGCAGGAAGUGAGCUGGAUGGAGUUCUGUGCAUUGUUUAUCAUUAAGGUCUUUACACAAUCUCAAGAUGUCUCUGACUUCCAUGAAACCACCCAUGUUUUGGAGUAGUCUUUUAUCAUCGUUCUUUGAAAUGUUGAAGACAGUAUGUAACAGUACGCACCCUGGGAACAGUAUUUUAAUGGCCUGGGGCAGUCUCUUAGCUGGAUGCAUGGGCUGGUACAAGAAGCAGACCUUUUACCAUAUUUCAUGUCUCAUUCAUUUUGGACUCCAUCUAAUUCAGCCUCACACAAACCUGCUGUUCUCUUCCUGCGACCGUAAAUUAUUCAGAUUGGAAAAUUGAACUCUGAAGGCUGGAAUUUUAGAAAACUUUAUAAAAGGAAAAAAUCCCCCUUGUUACAUGAGUCUCAUUCUUCUAUUUUUUAUUGUACACAUCAGUUUGGAUUUUUAUUCCAUGGAAGUUGAAAGUUACAGUGGGGAGAUGCUGCGAAUGGCUUCAUGGUCCCAGGAGUCUGAUUGUAGAUCAAGGCACUGAAGAUCACUAAGCAUGAGAACUACAACAUGGAGGAAAUUGAAGGAAAAAGUUAUGCAGAAGCAUAGUCAUGGUCUCAUCCUGUCAAUCCCCUGAAGGAUCCUGCAUGGAUUUCCCUUUGUUCAGGCAAUGGCAUGUCAAAUAUAGGACAUCAAGGCAAAAAAAGAAGCUAAACAACUGCAAAAAAGAUUCAAGUAAUUGUGGAAUAACGUGUGACUUUCCCAGAUUUGUAGCGCUCUCCAUAGGAAUUUUUUGUUUGUGUCUCAUUAAUAAAAUGAAUUCAAUGUGGAGCUGUGUGCUGGUAGAAAAUGUCAAAAGCUAUAUGCCUGCCACUGCUGUGUUAAAUAAAGGAAAUGGAAAUAAAGUUGAAAACAU